AAAACUAAUUUAACUGCCCUCGCCAUACUUAUCCGUAAUAGCCCACCGUUCCCGCGAUCCGUGUAUAAAGUUCCAAUCCUUGCUUCCUCUCGCCGGAAACAGAGGUAGGAGAAGAAGGACCAAAUCCUUGUGCGAUACGAGCGGAAGGAGAGAGAAAUGCUGAGAUCCGUUGCUAUCCGAGCUCCAUCUUCCUCUUUUGCUGCCAGUUUUCUUUUGGAGCCGUCCGCCGCCGUCGAUCUCUCGCAGGCUCGGCCGGUGCCGAGAUCGAGCGUGGUGUGCAACGCACAGAGGAGCGAUGCCUCCAUCCCCAAGCUCGAGCCCUUCAGCAGGAGCCGGAUAGAUAGGCUGAUCAAGGAGCCUUCUUUCUUGCAGAAAUGCGAGAACGACCUCACAGAUUACUGCUCGACACUUGAAGGUGAUGAGUCCUACAGCUGUUGGAGGGCCUACUUUGAGCUUAAGGAUCUUGAGAAGGAAAUGCCAAAAGAAGAUGUGGAGAAGCUAGUGAGGCAAGCUGGUGGAAUGAAGUCCCUAAUCGACUGUUUACAUGGGAUCACAGCAAUGCAAAAGAAGAAAGAUAAAGAAGUCCAAAAUCCCACAUCAUUGAGAUCAGAGACACAAGGGGAAAGACCUUUCCCUGUGCCUGAUGGACUGCCCAAGACCCCUGAAGAGAUGGAAGAAGAAGAAAAAGCUAGAAUGCCGGACUCUUCUUUCACCAGGCUACUUAGGAGGAGGGGUAGACUUCCUGCUUGGUAUACGCUACCCCCAGAUCAUGAAACUGAUUGAACUGUUUCUAGUGUUGGUGACUGAAUCAAUGUAUAUAUAAUACUUUCCAUGUAUGUUUUUUGUCUCUUAAGGUUGAGGUCCUUUUGGGUGUAGGAGAGGUAGUGUGUAUAUAUUUUUCAUGUGAAACUGGUCAAAUUGCGUGUUAUUCUUGUUUUCUGUAUAAAGACUACCUUAUCUUGCUGAUAUGAAUUUAUUUUGAUGCACAACUUUACAGUUGUGGAUUCAAGUUGGUCCA
Messenger RNA from Phoenix dactylifera (date palm), 1018 nucleotides. Its product is annotated as CCG-binding protein 1-like. Gene Ontology annotation, cellular component: nucleus; cytosol. Lineage: Eukaryota; Viridiplantae; Streptophyta; Magnoliopsida; Arecales; Arecaceae. Gene Ontology annotation, biological process: pollen tube guidance. The record is from RefSeq and is a predicted model, not a curated record. Gene Ontology annotation, molecular function: mediator complex binding.